AAUAUUUGUGAUUGGAGGAGCAUUUCAAGAAGACAUUUGAAGAUUGAGUAUGGAAUAUUAUUUGUAUUAUCGUAGUUGGAUGUACGAUAGAGUGGAACCAGGAAGACGUGCACUUAAACUCAAUUUUAUAGAAGGAGUUAACGGGUUUAUCACGUGGGCGUUUGCUCAAGAAUGUUGUCGAAGCGAAGGAGGAGUUAGGUGUCCCUGUCUUAAAUGUGAAUGUAGACCUAUAAUUAGUGACCCAGAUGAAGUGGUCAGGCAUUUGUAUAGAAGGGGUUUCAUGGAAAAUUAUUGGGUCUGGACGUAUAAUGGUGAAAAAUUGCCGAGUAAAGACUUUUAAAGAUGUUAAGGGCGAUGAUAGAGAUCAUUGGUUUGCGAAAUUUCAGGAAAAAUGUGUGUGGGAACCAAUGAAAGAGAGACAGAUUAAAAAAAAUUAUUAUGGCAGAACUGCAAGACGACUUUCUGACAUGCUACGACGUGUUAGAAAGCGUUGGGAACUUCAUGGCAUCCGUCCUAGUUGGAUAGGAGAAGAAAUCUUUCGGGAACUUCUUAAAUAUUGGGAGAGUGAUGAGUUUGCGGCCAAAUCUGAAAAUGCAAAGAAGAUGAGAGCAUCUGAAAAGGGUGGUUGCCUUAAUGCUGUUGGAAGUAUAAGCACUGCUGAGCAUGUUCGUCGCAUGACUAAGGAAUUAAAUAGACCUCCACUUAUGACCGAGCUGGUUGCGAGGACUCGGAAAAAGAAAACAGGAGCUUUUGUUGACAGUCGUACACAAAAAGCUAUGGAUGAUUAUCAGGCAUUGCUUGUACAAUUUCUGACUGCUAAUCCUAAGUAUACUCCAAGACCGGGAGAGCCGCUUCAUCCAGAUGUAGAUUUUUAUCUUUGGAGUAAAGUCAUUGGCGGCAAGGGGCCUAACGGGUGUUUUUUUGGUGGUGGAAAUUUGGCAGGCACCUUGAGAUCUGAUGAUAGAACUCUAUAUCAAAGAGUUCUCGACGGGGAAGGAGGUUCACGUCCUGUAACUUUAACAGAUGAACAGAGAGACACUAUAAGACAAUUGGCGAUAAAUGAGGUGAGGCGUGAGGCGGCGGAACGUGAAGCGGCACUGAAAGCCCAAAUGGAGGCCCAAAUGAGGGCAAUGCGGAGUGAGCAUCAGCGGGAAAUGGAGGUCAUGGCGAAAAGACAAUCGGAUAUGGAGGCACAAAUGCGACAAUUUAUGCAAUCCUUUGGUGGAAACCAAAAUAUGGGGAGUUCUGCGCCGACUGAUCAGGAAAAUCUAAAUGAGGAUGAGUUUCCCGACCCGGAUUGAUUGUUGAUUUAGUUUAGUUUUUAUUUUGUUGUUAUAACUU
Molecule: messenger RNA, 1341 nt
Organism: Vicia villosa (hairy vetch)
Lineage: Eukaryota; Viridiplantae; Streptophyta; Magnoliopsida; Fabales; Fabaceae
Exons: 5
Coding region: 246-1301 (351 amino acids)
Source: RefSeq, a predicted model, not a curated record